GAUUUAGUUUCUCAUGUGUUUGCGUGUUUCCUGAUGACGGUACUGUACAAACCGAUGUUUAUAAAGUGCUUUGUUUGAUCAGAAAGACAGAAUGUGAGGUCCAAGAAAGAAUAUACUGAUGUUACAUAUAUUUCGAGAUAGUGUCCACUUUCAUCUGCUGAGUGAAAACAGAAACUGAUUUAAAUUUUCUGCAGAAGAAAAAAAAACAACUUUAUAACUAUAUAUUGAUUUUGCUGUAUUUUUUUAUUCUCCUCAAGAAACGUCACCAAAAUUAUUGAAAGGAAGAACAGCCCUUGUGUUGCUUGUUUGCGGAAGAGUGAGCAGGUAGUUGAAUGCAGCCAUGGUGUUAAUCCUAGGCAGGAGAUUAAACAGGGACGACCAUGGGGUACACGAUUCCCCAGCCACCAAGCGGAAGGUCUUCGAGGGGGACUCCAAGACGCUGGGGAGCCAUGACAUCUUCGAUUUCUGCUCGGGGUCGACUCAUGCUGAGAGCAUCCUGCAGGUGUUCAACGAGUUCAGGGAUAGCCGUCUCUUCACCGACGUGAUCAUCUGCGUGGAGGGCCGCGAGUUCCCUUGCCACCGCGCCAUCCUUUCUGCCUGCAGCAGUUACUUCAGGGCCAUGUUCUGCAACGACCACCGCGAGAGCCGCGAGAUGCUGGUGGAGAUCAACGGCAUCCUGGCUGAAGCCAUGGACAGCUUCCUGCAGUACGUCUACACGGGCAAGGCCAAGAUUACCACAGAGAACGUCCAGUUCCUCUUUGAGACCUCCAGUCUCUUCCAGAUCGGGGCCCUGCGCGACGCCUGCGCCAAGUUCCUGGAGGACCAGCUGGAUCCCUGCAACUGCCUGGGCAUCCAGCGCUUUGCAGACACCCACUCGCUCAAGCACCUUGCCAGCCGCUGCAGGACCUAUGCUCAGCAGAACUUCGCAGAUGUGGCCCAGCAUGAGGAGUUCCUGGACCUGCGCCGGGACGAGCUGGUGGCGAUCAUCUCCAGUGACGAGCUGGUCGUUGGCAAGGAAGAGACGGUCUUUGAGGCCGUCAUGCGCUGGGUCUACCACGAUGUGGACUACAGGAGGCCCAUGCUCAAGGAGCUGCUCCAUCACGUUAGAAUGCCCCUGCUGCACCCCAACUACUUCGUCCAGACUGUGGAGGGAGACCAGAUCAUCCAGAACUCACCUGAGUGCUACCAGCUGCUGCACGAGGCCCGGAGAUACCAUGUGCUGGGCAACGAGAUGAUGUCGCCCAGGACCAGACCUCGCAGAUCCACAGGCUUUUCGGAGGUGAUCGUGGUGGUCGGGGGCUGCGAGCGAGUAGGGGGCUUUAACCUCCCCUACACCGAAUGCUACGACCCAGUGACGGGAGAGUGGAAGUCUCUGGCCAAACUUCCAGAGUUCACCAAAUCUGAAUAUGCAGUCUGCGCUUUGAGGAAUGACAUCCUCGUCUCAGGUGGACGGAUUAACGGUCGGGAUGUUUGGAUGUAUAACUCUCAGCUUAACAUGUGGAUCAGGGUUGCCUCCUUAAACAAAGGCAGAUGGCGUCACAAGAUGGCUGUCCUCCUGGGAAAGGUGUAUGCAGUCGGGGGCUACGACGGGCAGAGUCGUCUGAGCAGCGUGGAGUGCUACGAUUCCUUCUCAAACCGCUGGACCGAGGUGGCACCCAUGAAAGAGGCAGUCAGCUCCCCUGCUGUGGCUAGCUGUGCCAACAAGCUCUUCGUGAUUGGAGGAGGGCCAGAUGACAACACCUGCUCCGACAAGGUCCAGUGUUACGAUCCCGAGUCGAACACGUGGCUGCUGCGUGCAAACAUCCCCAUUGCAAAGAGAUGCAUCACCGCCGUGUCUCUGAACAACCUGAUCUACGUGUCCGGAGGCCUCACCAAGUCCAUCUACUGUUACGAUCCCAUUGAGGACUACUGGAUGCACGUCGUGCACACGUUCAACAAACAGGAAAGCUGUGGAAUGUCGAUAUGUAAUGGCAAAAUCUUCAUCCUGGGAGGAAGGGGGGAGAAUGGAGAAGCCACAGACACUGUUUUGUGCUACGACCCGGCCACAGGAAUCAUCACAGGGGUGGCAGCCAUGCCCCGGCCCAUCUCCUACCACGGCUGUGUGACCAUCCACAGAUACAAUGAGAAGUACUACAAGCCCUGAGGCACUCAAUCCAGGAUGGACACUUCAAAUUCACAACUUGAGGAGACUAUCUUCAGUCCCGUGGAAAUAUCUUAGAAUAGAGAUAAGAUGAGCUUUGUUUCUUUGGAGCGGUGUAUUUUUAUUUUUUAGUGGUUUGGAUUUAAUUUUGGUAGAAGUGAGUGCAAGUUAGUAACUUUCUGUAUAACAUUGCCUUACUCAGUUUUAGUUUUUAAUUAUAUAAGAUUAUGAUAAGAAUGUGCCUUCAUUCAUCAGAUCAGUUUUGUUACUCAAGUGUAAAAGGCCAUUGAAAACCAGAUCAGGUUCACUGACUUUCAUUUCUACUGCUGUAGAAUAUGACUGCAAAUCAGCAUGUCAGAUAUUUUGUAUUGCAAGCUCUGUACCUUGGCUACGCCUGCUGCUUCACAUUUGGAAAAGUGCCUUAGUCCUGGGCUGAAACUCUCCAGCUCUGAUGUCAACUGGCCUGGGGAUAAAUGGUUGAGAGUAUUAAGAGAAUACAGCAACCUAGCCCUAUUGUAACUUUAAAAACAAAUCUGCUUUAUUUUGCAACUUUGAGAGUGCUUAAGGUGUUUGACCGCUUUAAAAAAAAAUAGGAGUUAAUUCAAGACUGGAGUAAACACUUUGGAAAUAUGACCCUAAGUAGCGGAACCCCAAUACUCGCUCUUUAAUGCCUCAUUCUUCUGUUUCCAGCAGAAUGACACCUGAAGUGUCAAGGUAAGGAAGGGUGAACUCAGGUAUCGAGGAAAGUGUGGAAGUCCAUACUGCCACCUGUUUCUGAAGCUUCCCAGAGUGAACCUCUUUGCUGGGCCAUAUUCUUCAGCAAGCAGUUUACAACGGAGUAGGUACAAAUAUAGCAAUAUUGUAUCACUUGUCAAAAAUAGUUUGUUAUAUUUGGGUUAGCAAGAGUAAUACUUACUGUAAACAAGUUGUGACAUAAACUAAAGACAGGAGUUGAAGAUUAAUUUAUCAACUACUAUAAAACCGCAAUUGCUAAACAUUUUGCAAGAACACUAGUUUUUAUGAAUUAAAAUUCUAAGAAGUCAAUUAGAUUUUAUGACUAAUGCCCAAACUGUUUCGGGACCAAAUUAAAACCAGCCCAGGAAGUUUAAAAACAGAAGUUAACUAAACAGAUGUUGCCAGGAUUCACAGCAGGCAUUAUCAUAUAUUGAACUUCAAUCUAAAUCAUGGGGGCAAUCAUCCAUUGGGUAUAAUGUGCUUGCACUGGUGUUACUGGGAUGAAAACUUGAUUAGACUAUUGUGUAUAUAUAAAAUAAUAAUAACUGCAUGAUUUAAUUUAAAAAUAAAUGCAAUAUGCAUUUCAACUCAGUUAUUGGCCAGUAAUCAGUGGCUAUGAUUUGGUGCCUAAAUUCUGCAGCUGUUAAUAUGUAGAAAUACUGAAAAUAAAUUAUUUUACAAACAUUUCAAUGAGAAUCAGUGGCCUAUAUUUUCCCCUAGAGGAAAAUCAGAACACAGGUCUUCGCUGGUACAUGUGAUUAGGUGUAAAAAUCUGUUUGUUUAUAGUAGGAAACAAAUCGGCAGUCUUUGUCUCUGAGUCUAACACCUGGAAUUAACACCACUAUCCUAAAAAUUGGUCCUACAAAUAGCAAUAUCAGAAAUCGUCAUAAAACACAUUAUUGUGAGCGAUCAUCUUAUUUAAAGGCUGCAUGUUAAAGCCAGUAAUGUACCUGCUCAUCCACUGGGUAUCACUGGUGUUACUCAGAUGAAAACUUGAUGGCACUGUAUUGCAUACACAAACCACGUUAUACCAGUGGAGACAUUGAUAAAAAACGUCUCGUGAAAACUUGUCAAAGGAUUUUAGUUACUUGUUAGUAUUUCAACUCAGUAUUAUAAUUCUGGAUGUUUAUGUUAAUAAGCUGAUAUUUUCUUUUAAUGUGUCAGCUGUUUUUUGUACAUGGUGCUCUGUUUAUGGACUUGCGCAUCUUUUUUGUUUCAUUGUUUCUUCUCCUUUUUAUAGCUGUCAGAGCCCCAACAGUACGCUCUGUUCUGUAGAAAAUGCCUUGAUAGUUGAAUAAUGUAAAUACUGUAAUGUAAAUAAGUGUUUAUUUUACUGUAUCAGUAAAUGUUUUUAGCUUGAGUUCAUGUAAAGAGAAGUGUGUUGCACCUGCAAGCUCUAUGCCCCAUGCGAUGUUGAGUUCUGAAUGACAGAGAUUGGCAGGUCAGUGCAGAUUUGUAGCAUGAGCGAGCCCUUGAUUACAAAUGUGCAGAAAGCAGAACCAGGAACAAUAAAAACAGAUUUUCUGGUGCAUUUACCUCUUUAAUAUUAUAUCAUAACUGGUAGAAAUUCCAAUGUAAUUUCAUGAAAAAAAUUUAAACAAACAGCCUUAAUUCUUACUAUGCAAAGUGCUGUUAUUGAGUGCAAGUACAUAUUUACACAGCAGUGCCUUCCAUAAGCACUCGCGUGUUGCUUUUGAAAAACCCUGUUCGCUGGAAGACUGACCUACAGCUGUUGCAUUGCUUGGCUUUAGUCUUUUGUUAUUAUUUUAUCAGUCAUAUAAAGGAAUGCAAUUUAGCAAGAGAUUUGAGUGCAGCUGUCACAUGGUAUAAUAAAGUGAUUUUCAGUCCUGGUCCAUAAGUCAGUCUAGGUUUUUAGAGGGGUGAUGUGAUCGAGCAGGCUUGUGAGUUUCUGUGACCGCGGCGACAGUUUAGUGAGUAUUUACGCGAAUGGCUAAAAGGGUUAAAGAUUUACUUUUUUCUUAUGUUUUUUGUUUGUUUUAAAUAUAUAUAUUUUCAUAUUUUGGUAACCUUUUGUGGACUGAGUUUGUUUGAUACAUACUGCAUGAUGUUUUUGUCCUGGGUGAUUGUAUGAAAAGGAGCAGUUGGCCAGAUGAGGACCAUACGCAGAUGAUAACGCUGUGCUUGAGUAUGCUUUUGCAGGCUGCUUGAACAUCGAGCGAUGGCGAUGGAUGAAGAUCCACAGAGGCACCGCAUUUAUCUUAUUUAAAAGCUGCAUGAUAAACCAAUUUAGCUUUCUAUUCAUAAGCCAGUAAUGGUACCUGUUAUGGUUAUAUUACUGUAUGAUGUGAUAACUGUUCUUUUUAUUUUACUAGUUCUAUUUAAAUGUCUGUACGAGUGUUAAUCCACUUCACUAUCAGUGUAUUAGAUGUAAUACUGAUGCCUUUAUAUCAUAAAAGAAUGUUCUUUAA
Messenger RNA from Acipenser ruthenus (sterlet), 5304 nucleotides. RefSeq names its product kelch-like protein 24. Lineage: Eukaryota; Metazoa; Chordata; Actinopteri; Acipenseriformes; Acipenseridae. The transcript has 7 exons. The coding region runs from base 341 to 2143 and encodes 600 amino acids. The record is from RefSeq and is a predicted model, not a curated record. Gene Ontology annotation, molecular function: protein binding.